Messenger RNA from Contarinia nasturtii (swede midge), 2303 nucleotides. RefSeq lists its product as uncharacterized. Gene Ontology annotation, molecular function: ubiquitin-protein transferase inhibitor activity. The record is from RefSeq and is a predicted model, not a curated record. The transcript is spliced from 3 exons. Bases 167 to 2092 code for a protein of 641 amino acids. Gene Ontology annotation, cellular component: cytoplasm. NCBI's taxonomy places the organism in Eukaryota, Metazoa, Arthropoda, Insecta, Diptera, Cecidomyiidae.
GUUGCAGUGAGGUUAUGGACUCUGUUUAAGAGCUGCGUAGCCUAAAGAAAGCCGAUUGAAACUGUAUUGCAAAUAAAAAAUUAUUUUUAAAAUCAAACAAAAAGCAUCAUUGAAAAAGUGGUGACUAACAUUUUUUCGUUAGCGUUAUUUUAUCCAGUCAGUCGAAAUGGAUGAUGAAACGUUUACUGAAGACAAUUUCCUGAGCCAUAUCUCCGGAUUGCUUGAAAAUGGUCAAGGGAAAGAGGUUUUGAAUAUCAUCAAAGAUGUCAAAUACAAUGAGCUAGUCAAUAAUAUUGACUGCAAUGCAUUGACAAACAUAGUUCUCUCGCACAUCACCGAGGAUAAUCAGCUACUAAACUUUGGUUUUUACGAAGAAUGCGAAUCGAUUCUCAUCGAACUCGCCUGCUUGAUCGACCAAAAAACUAUAACAGUACCGUUGAUGCUAGCAAUCUAUUCAGCAAGAAAAGACAGUACAGCAAUAAGUGUGAUGAAAGUUUUUCAAAAAAUGUUAAUAAAUCCAAAAAAUCCACAGCUCAUUGCUUUUUCCAUGGCAUUGGACGCAGUCCUAUCGUAUAUUUCGGGUUUACCAUUAUCAAAAGCGGUUUGCAAUAAGUUGGGCAAAGAAAAUCUAAAGUUUUUAGAGUAUGAGGCUCAGUUGCAGCGUAUUUACAGUUUUUUAGAAAAAACUUUAAGUUUUUUGGAACCAAUUUUGGAGCACGUUGCCAACAAUGUACCAGCAACCAUUGGCCACUUUCGUUAUUAUGGUGAAAACGAACGAAAUUUUCUCAUUUGUACAAUUAUUCAAAUGUUUGAAAAACCGCUUGGAUCCAUGGACUUAUCAGAUCCAACAAAAAUUCUAAAAAAAGAUACCAAAAAGAUACCAAUAAAUAUUCAAAAGGAGAAUGAAAUCCCAGUCACACGUUUACAUGCCCGUCAACGUAUUGUACAGCUUAUUCAUGUUUUGAGAAAAUUAAUCGAAAAUCCGAUUUAUUUGAUUGGGCUGGGCCAACGUCGUGCAUUGCAUCCAUAUGAAUAUAACAAUUUUGAUGAUUCCAGCGAAGAAAAAGAAGUGACGUUGAAUAUUUAUUUGCAAAAUGGACGCGUAUCACUAUCUAGUAUGGCGGUUAUGUUUUACGUAUUAUUGGCGACAGACUUGUUUGAACCACAUCGAUUGCGAAUUUAUCGUGGCGCUUAUUUAUUUGAAAUGGGCCUAUACUUUGUCACAGAACUAUUGAAAACAGUUGGAAACGAAUUAUUGCACACCAAAGCAUGUCGAUUGGCUAAAAUGUUGUUGAAAAAUAUGGGCAAGGAAAAACUUGAAGACGACUCAUUGGAAUUAGACAUCCAUAAAGAGUUUGGUAAACAUCUAAUGUUGAUGUUGAAGCAAACGUCGGUCAAAGAAAAUGGUAAACUGGGUAUGAAAUUGCUACAAUCCUAUAUUGGACAAUUCAAAACGAUUGAUUCCAAGUUUUUUCACGUUCAAUAUUUGCUGGACGUUACAGACCACGAUAAAAUUCGUGGUGUUUUAAUAAGAGUGUACAAGGAUAUGAUCGCGGCUGAAAUAGAUGCGGUCGAUGCAGGUCUAGAACCAGAGGUAUCACCAUUUUGUCGUUGCGCAAAGCUUAUGUGGAUUUGGCGUUAUCGCAUCUGUAAAUGGCCCAAAGGCGACGUAUUAUAUGAUGUUCUCACAAACACCGAUGUCAUAAUGGACGCAUUGAAUUUUCUAUGGUUUUUGGCUAUGCGUGACAAAAAGAAUACAACCAAAUUUUGGGAUUAUAUGGAUGACAUCGAACGAGAUUCUCUCGGUGUUAUUAGACGGUCAUUGGAUGAAACACGGGAUCGCCUACGUUUAGAGGAAGAACAAGUUCGGACAGCACAGCAGAAUCAGGUGCAACCGAAUACAUUAGAAGUGAAUAUGGACGGUGAGAACAUGACAUAUACGAAUGAGCAACACUUGAAUUCCAUAUUAAUUCAACGAAACACUGUUGAAAUAAUGGCUGAUACGCUGUCACGUCUGGAUACAGCAAUCAACGAGCAUAACAUAGAAUUGGGCGAGGAAAAAAAUUCAAAUUCGAAAUUAGCUUCUAAAUAGUUUUUGCCUGAAUGAAAUACAAAAAUUUACAGAUUAUUGAAAUACCGCCAAGGCAGUUCAGUCUGCUGAUCUUGGCAUUAUUUCAAUAACCUAUCAAUAUAACAGUCAUCAGGUAUCACAACAAAUAUUUAAAUUUUAAAAGAAAAGAAAAGAAAAGAAAAAGAAACAUCUUUGUGAUACAAAAAAGGAAAUAUGCACACCAAACUAUUGU